CUUAAAGAGAUGCAAAAAGCGACAUAUAAAAAAAUCCUGAUUAUUCUUAUUAUAUAUUAUAUUUGAAUACAAUUUUCGAAAAAGAAAAAGGGAGAGAUUCUAAAAUAAUCAUUUAUACAAAAUUCACGACUGAGUCGUGUUUGUCCUAUGCACUCUUACGAUAUGUUUGACCAAUAUCACUGGAAUUGACCGUCGAGCUUCUAGACCCCCUUUGAGAAACCUACAUCAAUCAUAACUACGUCUACUGCGCAGUUAAGGUCCGUCGCGUGUACCCUCGAGAGAGAAAACUACGUGACUCUUUUCUGCUACGCUGCUCUUGCGCGAUACCUUUCUUCUCUUUCUCUUUCUCUUUUUCUUACCGAUAAUAUUUCUAACAAUAAAUAUCAUAAGACGAACGAACGUGGACGUCAGAAUGUUUGCACUCGUUGGCGGAGUGGAUGCGUGGGUAUCCGCGUCAGGUGAACGAAUUCCCCAUGCAAUCCGCCUAAUCUUUCGACCGCGACGGAGAUGGCCCACGGGAGUUUCGAAUGGCGAACAUAAAUACCAGAAGAGGACUCGGCCUACUGCCAUUCUAGUCGAGGAAGUCGCGAACGCUGGAUAUUCACCAACAGGUGAACGCCGCAACAGGUAAGAUACUUCGAUAAUCAAUUUACAAAACAGCAAACUCCUCUGCGAUACCAAUAAACUGAUACUAAUAAAUGCAAUUGUGUUUUUACAUCAUUAUUAAAAAUUAAGAUUUAAUAAGAGAUUACUUUUUGAUAUAAAAAAGGAAGUAAGAUAACAAUUAUGUUGACUUAUUAAAAAGUUAUGAUGAUUUUAUUUUUCUCUUAUCUUGACGAUGUAUCUUUCGGUUGGCAAUUAAUUGCGAUUUUGAUAGAAUCACAAGUAUAGAUUUAUCAACUAUUUUAAAUGUAUAAACUUGUAAUAAAGAUCCGCGAAUGUGCUUUUAAAUAGAAUUUUAUCAAUCGGCAUUAAUAAAACGUUAAUAAAUUUUCGAUGAUCUUCUUGCUUCAUUUAUUAUAAUUUUCAUUAUAUUUAAUUAUAAAAUUAUUCUUAUCUACAAAAAUUUUAAUAUAAGGAGUGUCCUAAGAAAUUCGUCAUUAGCUGUAUUAUGAUCUUGUAAUGAAAUGCUCUGUAUACACAUUCUUCUAUGAUAGUUAAUGGAAUUAUAUAGAAAGGGUAAAAUAAAAUUGGAUUUCAUUUCUAUUACAUGAUUGAACAUCGAUACUGUAAUAAACCUGUAUGUCACUUUGUACCAUUAGUUGAAUGGUUAUAAUAAUAGAUGGUAAAAGCAUCUUCUUAUACAUUUGUACAAGUAAAUUUAGAUAAAAAACAUCCCCAAAAUAACAAUAAGAUCGCUGUAAUAAAGCCGCUAUCGACAGAUACUAUUUUCAUAUUAUAUUAAAUAAUUAAAUUAUGACAUUAAUAAGUAAAAUGCAAAAUUUAUAUAAAUAUGAAUUAUCUUUUAGCAAUGAAGAAGAUAUUACUGGCCACUUUACUAUCAAUAGCAAUGUCCGAAAAUAUUCUAAUGGAGAAUUAUCUGAGACCAAAAACAGUAUGGGUUCGCAGCAAACAAUUUGGGAAUAAAAAAAUAAAGCGAGCACUGAACGAAAUUUCUUCCGAAGUGGAAGAAUUCUCAAAUUACGACAACGAAAGACAUCUUCCUCGAAUUUCGAAAACACGGUUCAUUAGCGAUUCCAAGAAAUUGCCCUCGCUAAUGUUUAUGAGGCCGUCUGAUUUGGCGCUGCUUCCGCAAGUUGAACUAUUAUCUUCCGAUAAGCCGAAACUUGAUAGUGCCAAACCGACAGUCUUGAUUUCCAUCGACAUUCAAGAAGGGGAAAACGUUAAUGACAAUUCGCAAAAGGAUUGCUCGAGAAUAAAGAACCAUCGUAAGCAGAAUCAAAAUUGGCAGAUUCAACAACCGUUUUAUGUGGACGAGCCAAGAUGGAUUAAUAUCUAUCCUAACGUGGAUGGUUCAUACGAGCGUCUAAAUAAUGCCGAUCCUUACAUAUUGUCACGAGGAAAAAAAAUUUUUAGAAAGGAUACAGAACAAAUGAAAAAGACGGUUGAAGAUUACGAAUAUCCAAGCAGAAGCAAAAGAUCGUCAAUGAAAAGGCGAGUCAGGAGAUCUGUCGUAAUGAAUGAGAAAUCUCAUAAUAAUACAAUCACUGACAAUCAGGAAGAUCAGAAAAAAGAAAUAAAUUAUUAUAAUUUUGUCCAAGAUACAGAUUUAAAUAAUGUUACAAUAACAAAAAGUCAAGAUGAAAAAUCUUACAAAAUUGACAAAAUCUCUAAAAAUAGACAGAGUGAGAAAGAUUCUACAAGUUUUGUUCAUAAUAUCUUUAUUAAAAAAUAUCAAAAAGAUAAGAUAAAAAAUGUGAUGGAAAGAUUACCAUAUAAAUUCAAGUUUAUAAAGCAAGAUCAAACCUCUGCUAAUGAUGAAAAAAUUAUAAAUUUUGUUGAACAAAAGCAGAACAUACAGCGCGAAGAUAUGUUCAAUCAUAUUGAAAACAACAGCAAAAUCGCGAAAAUUAGUCAAGAUAAAAAAUUUAAUAAUCGGGAGAGUUUUUUUGCUACUAACAUGAAUAAGAGAAAUAAAAGAUCAGUACUACAGAAAAAUAAAGAUUUCUCCGAAAUUCGUAAAAAAUAUAAGACUCAGAAAAUCGACACGAGUUUCGAGAAAAAUGUUAAAAAAAAUGAAAUAGAUGUGUACGAGCAGAUGAAGAAUAAAACUUAUAACGAAAAGCUAAAUGAUUUAGAUAUGUACAACGAUGAUACUUUUAUUUUAGUUAGCAUGAAAAAUCAGCUUAACAACAGAACAGAGAGCUUAAAUAAAAAAGAUAUAGAUCAUAACAAACCCAUCGAAAGACCAUGGAAAAUUCAAUAUUAUGCACAUCGUGAAAAAUUGGAAAGCGAGGAGGAACCAAGAAAUAAGAAGAAUGAGCCAGAAAUUGAUAAGAAUGACAUCGAAGUAGCAGAUUCGCAAUUAACAAACAAGUCUGAUUCGGAAAGUUCAAGAAUAAAAAAUUAUUUCAAUCAUCGAAAAAAGCGUAGUGCUUGCGAGAUCUGCGAGACUGAACCGCAGCUCCAGGAUCAAUGGUUAAAGGAUAUCGAGAGAGAACUUCAAGACUCAAUGUCUUUAGAGCGAAGAAACAAGCAUAGCGAUAUUCUGGAGGACUUAUCGCUACUUCAGCCUUACGUUAUUUCCCGAGGUAAAAAAGCAUUGCACGAAUUCGAGAACGGUAUCUAUUCGAUGUCGCAAUCACGAAACGUGGACGACGCGAAUCGUAUUGAAGUGACGAGUUUCCCAUUAGCGAAAUCUUUCCUGAGAAUGUUAUUAAUGUCCAGUUGUAAUAACUGCAAUAUUAAUGCGAAUCGCUUAUCGAACAAGCGAUCGCCAAGAAAUCAACGCGGUUUCCUUGACGAAAUUUUGACAGCAUAUGAUCCAUACUAUGCAAUCAGAGGAAAACGGAUAGAUAAAUUUUUAACCAAAAUGCAAAAUCAGAAGAACGCCUCAUUAAAAACAGAUGGAGAACAGUAGAUCUUAAAAGACACGUUAAAUGAAAACAUAAUUUCUGACUCCGAUAACGCUCGAUAAAAAAAGGAAGCACAUUGCAAAUAUUUCUCAUUAUAGCUCCCUAGGUACUUGAUUUGAUAUGGCAAUCUGCGCAUUAUUUUCCAAAUGGCAUAUGUAUAUUAAAGCACUAUGAAUUAUAAGACAUGUUUCUUAAUAAUAAAAAUAAAAUUAUCGAAAAGAAAUUGCCUAUGUAAUCUUAGAGCUUUCAAAAUGCAAAACUUAAGAAAUAGAUGUGAAGUUCAGAAAAAUCUAUGUACGCAUUUAAUACGCAAUUAAAUUCAUGCUCAUAUAUAACUUAUUCAUUCGUUUAUAAAUUGGAUUUGUGAUAUAUUUAUCAUAUAUAUUAUAUAUAUCGCCAAAUUGGAAAAAAAUAGACAAAAUAGUGUAUAACGAGAAGGAAAUGAUUUUCAAUUGCGAUGUAUUAAGAGAAUAAAAAUGAAUAUAUAAAUAUUAAAAGUUAACUAGUAUGUAAUUCUAAUAUGUAAUUUAUUUCAUAUCUAUGAAAAGAUAAGUUAAAGAUUAAAGAGGCUUUUGUAAUAUCUUGUGUGUAUGUAUAUUUCGAUUUUUUGACUUGUAAUUAAUGUAUCUAUAGAUUUAUACUAUUAUUUCUGCAAUAAUAAAUUACAGAACUGACAGUUGCAUAUCUCUCGAAUAUUUAUAAACAAUAAUAUACUACUUAGAGAAAGCAAAAAUAUUAAAUUGCAGGUAAAUAUGUAAUACUUCACUACAUAUAUUUUUAUGUUAUGUAUUUAUGUAAAAUAUUCUUAUUUUAUAUAUUAAAAAAUCAUAUUAUUUUUUUCUAUAUUUUCUUUAUUAUUAUCGUAGAAUAUAACCUACAAAGCACAUCAAUUACUAAAAAGCAUUCCGUUACUUUAUAAGUAUUGUAAAGAAUACUUUAUUUUUCGACAAACAUUCUAUGUACGUGUGUCACAAUAACGAUUAUUUAUAAGAAAACAUAAAAAACA
This is a messenger RNA of Formica exsecta, 4542 nucleotides long. RefSeq lists its product as uncharacterized. Bases 1454 to 3541 code for a protein of 695 amino acids. The record is from RefSeq and is a predicted model, not a curated record. NCBI's taxonomy places the organism in Eukaryota, Metazoa, Arthropoda, Insecta, Hymenoptera, Formicidae. The transcript has 3 exons.